AUGGAUGCUCAGUAUCCUUUUGCUUCUCGCGAUGAUAUUUGGCGAGUGUUCGAUGAAUUGAAGGAGCUACACAUCACCCAGUACGAGCAAGGAGAACGACUCGCACAGCUGGAGCGUCGCCGCGACGAGGAUGCUCGGCUGAGAAGCGCUUGGGGUCCUGUGUCACCAUUCCCGAACUCGGUUGGGCCAAUCGCUCCAGGUAGUCCCCCUUCUCCUUCACGAAUCAAUUCACCACUUACCAAGACAUCUAUCGCAGACCCCGCUUUCCACACUCCCCCAGAUGCUUUCAAGGGAUUUGACCAGGGACAUCACUCCGCAAUGGCCAACUCUGCUAUAGGAUUUGACAGCGAAGAGGAGCCUAGACGGGGUGCCUCACGAGCCAACAGUGUCCGUUUCGAUGAAAGUGCCAUCCACGGGUACGGCCAAGCCAGCCGUUCUAAUGAUCUUCCUCUUCGGACCGGUAGCGGAUUAAGUUCUCAUCCACUCCUCGAGCGGACAUUUUCUCACCAAUCUGAUGGAAGAAUGAGUUCAUCUGGUCACUCGCAUCAUUCCGCUCGCACGAAUAGCCUGCGCCUGAACACCCGCUUGUCGGGUACCACACAUAUGGAAUCACCUUUGAUCCCCCCUCCUGGCCUCUUCUUGCUGGGACCGGUCCCAUCCAUCAUUCGAUGUUGGUUGACGGAUACUUUCACCAAUGGCUCUCUCCUGUAUGCAGCUGUCUGCUCGGGAUCGUAUGUCUCAACUUUGGGUCUCUGCAUGAUCCGUGAGUUUGGGAUGGAAGACAUGAUUGUACGUGAGGACGAUGUGCAGUACAUCAAGCUUCCCCUUUAUCUUCCGGAAGCCAUCAUUCAUCCAUCUUCGUCGCGCCCAGGCACUCCUACUCACCAAGUCCCUGCGGUGACCAUCCGUUUUGUGGUUCGCGAGACAGAGGUCGGCAAUAACUCAAUCCAGAUCAUUAUUGGAAGCGAUGUGAUGCGCGCCCACAAUGCCGACAUCUUGUUCUCACAGGACAAGCUGAUCAUGGUGGAUGAUGAGCACAACCGCGUGUCUGUCCCUCUAGUGCGUCCUGAGCAAGAUUCGGUCUUUAAGUCUCUAUGCACUUCUCCAGGUACUCCUAAUUCUGGGGAUUCCUCGCUGGGGCCUCCUAGUAACGGAACUUCAUCCGUUGGUAUCAUUGGCCGGCCUGCCAAUGUUCAACAAAAGCCAGUUUCUGCGCCUCCAUCAGCUCGUUUGCCUGGUAGUGAGAAUGGCGAUCCCAACAAAUCCAAUGUUCAAAGCCAGGUCCACGCUCACUUCUCUACUAGGACGCGCUCAGCCGCUCCUAACGCGGCGAGUUCUGAAUCUACCAAAAACGACGAUCUGCCGCCUUGGGGUAGCUGGCGUCGUGACGCCAAGAAACCCACCAGUACUUCUCAAAAGGCCGCCGAAAAACGCGAGAUGAAAGUAUUCCGCACCGGGAAGUCCACUAGCCAUGCAAACUCUACGACUUCCGCUUCGGCCUCUAGUACUGCAACUGAACAUGCUGACAAGUCGUCUCUGGCACUUACUGCUGCCCACCAUUCCGACAAGCAUGGUGCACUCAAUCCCGUGGGCGGUGCAUCGGCAUUUGGAUGGCUUAACCAGCCCCACAACGCCUCAUCCUAG
This is a messenger RNA of Penicillium paradoxum, 1644 nucleotides long. RefSeq lists its product as uncharacterized. The coding region runs from base 1 to 1644 and encodes 547 amino acids. The record is from RefSeq and is a predicted model, not a curated record. The transcript has a single exon. NCBI's taxonomy places the organism in Eukaryota, Fungi, Ascomycota, Eurotiomycetes, Eurotiales, Aspergillaceae.